Molecule: messenger RNA, 1303 nt
Organism: Cottoperca gobio
Lineage: Eukaryota; Metazoa; Chordata; Actinopteri; Perciformes; Bovichtidae
Product: apolipoprotein A-I-like
Exons: 4
Coding region: 108-866 (252 amino acids)
Source: RefSeq, a predicted model, not a curated record
CCCCGCCCCUCCUCCCCACAUAGACUCAUCCCUCACUCGGGCACUAUAAAAAGUCUGCUCUGGCUGAAGUUGUUCAGUCUCAUCCAGAACUCCACCAGACUACCAUCAUGAAAUUCGUGGCUCUCGCUCUCGCCCUUUUGAUGGCUGUCGGCUCUCAUGCCGCUGCCCUGCAGGCUGAUUCACCAUCCCAGCUGGAACACAUCAAGUCUGCUGUCGAUAUGUCCCUGGAAUACGCGAAGCACGGUGCACACUAUCUCCUGAAGCCGCUUGAUGACCCUGAGUCCAGGGAGAUCAAGGCCAAACUGACUGAUCACAUUGAGAACUUUUUCAAUCAGAUCCAGAGUCUGCGGGAUCAACCAAUCUUGGUCGAAACCAUCAGACCAGUUAUUACCUAUGUGAACAAUGAUAUUGAAACCAUGAAAAUAAAACUCAAUCCCACGAUAGUGGAGCUGAAAGAUGUCAUCCAAAAACAUGCUGACUACUACAACAUUAUGUUCAGUCCAACCCUCAAUGCGUAUUACGACGCUAACGUAGAAGAGCUUAAAGAACUGAAGGUUACAUUGGAUGGCAUUUGGCAAGGGAUGGGUGACAGCGUGGCUACUAAUGUGGAAGAGACCAAGGACAAACUGAUACCCAUUGUGACCAUUUUGAGUGAAAAGGUCAAAGAGGAUCUGGAAAGGGUAAAGACAAUUGCUGAUCUCUACGUCAAAGAAUACAGUGAACAGAUUGUGCAGGCCUACAAGAAUUCCGAAAUGCCAUCAACACCGGCUUUUGAACAAAAGUCGAAACUCAAAGUUUUAGCCAUGAACAUCAAGAAAAAUCUUGAGGAAAUGUUCAAGAUCGCCACUAGUACCGGCGAAAUGUAAUAAAUCCUCUCUACCCCUAUUCCUGUAACUAACCUCACCUACCUGUCAGUCCUAGAUCCAUUCCAUCUUUCUCUCCAUUCCUUCUUUCCUCACAUGUGCAUCCAGACCACCUCCCAAAAUGAAGCCAAUGUCUAAUUGAUGCACUUCUUUGCAACAAAUUGGCGGGACUCUUCCUCUCUCUAUACCAUGCGCACACCUUAGUGCGCACAUGCUCAAGCACACGCAGGCAAACACAUACAUAGACACCAGCCACCAGCCACAUACAUACUCGGCACACAUGCUUUACUUUUCGCAUACCAUAGCCAACUGCUUACAUGUUGUGUAGGAAUUGUAUAUGAAUUAACACAAGUGCCUGAAUCUCUGUGUUGUGAUGCUUGUCUGAUGAAAACUGUGCUUUGACGAAAUACAGCUCAAUAAACAUCUGACUGUUAAAACUA